AUGGCGCAAAUAAGAGGCACCGCAGGCUACAACUUGGGCCUGAACAAUCAAUUCGGCUCCCAACGGAGCGACAAUGCCACCAACGACCCGAGUCCGCUCGACCAGAUCCGAGAACAGACGAGCAAGAUCGAAGACUGGUUGAACACCAUGGGCGAGCCCCUGAAACCAUACCUGCCCGCCAUCGGUAGAUUCCUCAUCGUUGUGACAUUCCUCGAGGACGCAGUCAGAAUUGUGACACAGUGGGGCGAUCAGCUCACGUUCUUGAGAGAAUUCAGACAUAUCCCCUGGGGCAUCACCCACCUGUUCCUCAUCUUUAAUGUCAUCACUAUGUCGGUCUGCUCAACACUGGUCAUCAUGCGCCGCUACGGCGAGUAUGCAGUGGCCGGCCUGUUGUCAGUCGUGGUUGUCCAAGCUCUCGGCUACGGCCUCAUCUUCGAUCUCAAUUUCUUCCUGCGCAACCUGUCCGUGAUCGGAGGUCUGCUCAUGGUGCUCGGAGACAGCUUCGUGAAGAAGAGGGUGUUUGCCGGUUUACCUACAAUUGACGAGAAGGACAAGAAGAUGUACAUCCAGCUUGGGGGGCGAGUCCUGCUGAUUUUCCUCUUCAUCGGGUUCGUUUUUGCCGGUGAAUGGAGCGUCGGGAGAGUCCUGGUGAGCAUGAUUGGGUUCGUGGCCUGCGUGAUGGUCGUGGUGGGGUUCAAGGCGAAGCUCAGCGCCGUCAUCCUGGUUGUCCUGCUCAGUGUCUUCAACGUGCUCGUCAACAAUUUCUGGACGCUGCACAAGAACCACCCUCACAAGGACUUUGCCAAGUACGACUUUUUCCAAAUUCUGUCAAUCAUGGGUGGUCUGUUGCUACUGGUUAACAUGGGACCCGGUCAACUGAGCGUGGACGAGAAGAAGAAAGUCUACUGA
This is a messenger RNA of Fonsecaea multimorphosa CBS 102226, 909 nucleotides long. RefSeq lists its product as uncharacterized. Gene Ontology annotation, cellular component: endoplasmic reticulum-Golgi intermediate compartment; endoplasmic reticulum; membrane. Bases 1 to 909 code for a protein of 302 amino acids. The transcript is spliced from 4 exons. The record is from RefSeq and is a predicted model, not a curated record. Gene Ontology annotation, biological process: Golgi organization. Lineage: Eukaryota; Fungi; Ascomycota; Eurotiomycetes; Chaetothyriales; Herpotrichiellaceae.